AUGGCCUCGCGUCGGCCUACCCUUCGCCUGUUUGCUCAGUGCAAGACAAAGCGCCAGUUCAAUAACACCUGGACCCCUCGCCGAGCUGCAUCAAGCUUUCAGAGCUCCGGAUCAGCACGUCAAGCUUUCUCGAACUCGCGCAACUACCUCACCUUGGCUGCCGCUGGCUUGGCUGUUGCCACUACCCUUAGCUACAAGAUGGCCGUCGAAGAUCCCAUCCGAUGCGAUACCCCUACCCUCGCCGAGCGCGACCAACAGACUAAGCGCGAGAAGGGCGUGACCGAUGCCUCGCCAAUGCGCCUGCGCAUGGAGAAGUUCGUCAAGGAGCAACAGAAGGAGAUUGUCAGAGCGCUAGAGGAGGCCGACGGCACACCAUUCCGGGUGGACGAGUGGCAGCGCAAGGAGGGUGGCGGCGGCAUCACAUGCGUCCUCCAGGACGGCAAGGUGUUUGAGAAGGCCGGUGUCGGUGUGAGCGUCGUCUACGGCACUCUUCCCAAGCCCGCCAUCAUCAAGAUGCGCGCGAACCACAAGAACCUGGCCCAGGACGACAACAUUCCCGACAGCCUCGAGUUCUUUGCCGCCGGCCUCAGCCUGAUCGUCCACCCCAAGAACCCCAUGGCCCCGACGGUCCACCUCAACUACCGAUACUUCGAGACGGCCAACCCCGACGGCUCCUCGGGCGCGUGGUGGUUCGGUGGAGGAAGCGACUUGACGCCCAGCUACCUCUUUGACGAGGACGCCAUCCAAUUCCACAAGUCGCUGAAGGAGGUGUGCGACGCGCACGACAAGGAGUACUACCCCCGCUUCAAGAAGUGGUGUGACGAGUACUUCUACAACAAGCACCGCGGCGAGUCCCGCGGUAUCGGCGGCAUCUUCUUCGACGACUUGGACGAGACCGUCUCGGACAAGGAGAACACCUUCGCUUUCGUCCAGGACGCGCUCAAGUCGUUUGCGCCCAACUACAUCUCCAUCAUCAACAAGCGAAAGGACAUGUCGUUCACGGAGAAGGAGAAGGAGUGGCAGCAAAUUCGCAGGGGCAGGUAUGUCGAGUUCAACCUAGUGCACGACCGCGGCACCGCGUUUGGCUUGAAUACUCCUGGUGCGCGCGUGGAGAGUAUCCUCAUGAGCUUGCCUCUGACGGCUAGGUGGGAGUAUAUGUAUGAGCCGCAGCCGAAGAGCAGGGAGGCGAGGUUGGUUGAGGUGCUCAAGAACCCCAAGGAGUGGGUAUGA
Messenger RNA from Neurospora tetraspora, 1230 nucleotides. Its product is annotated as Coproporphyrinogen III oxidase. The record is from RefSeq and is a predicted model, not a curated record. NCBI's taxonomy places the organism in Eukaryota, Fungi, Ascomycota, Sordariomycetes, Sordariales, Sordariaceae. Gene Ontology annotation, molecular function: coproporphyrinogen oxidase activity. The transcript has 2 exons. Gene Ontology annotation, cellular component: cytoplasm. Bases 1 to 1230 code for a protein of 409 amino acids.